AUGGAAGAGGAGCGCGAGAAGCAAGUAAGAGAGGAGGUGCAGCGGAAAGAGAAGGAGAAACAUGGCGUGAUUUCAGAUAUGAAGCCACUUAACCGUGAGGCAUACGGCGGUGGAUUGUACGCUAACGAGAAGCAUUAUUCCGGCGAGGCCGCGGCGGAGGAAAAGCCACACUUGGGGAGGGCGAGCGACACCCAAAGCGCUGAUGGACCUGUUGAACCUAGCCCGCCACCCAAGCAUAAACCACCACCGUCCACGGGCGACCGAGACCUCGAUAUAACUGGCCAGACCUAUAUUCAGUAG
Messenger RNA from Rosa chinensis, 300 nucleotides. RefSeq lists its product as uncharacterized. NCBI's taxonomy places the organism in Eukaryota, Viridiplantae, Streptophyta, Magnoliopsida, Rosales, Rosaceae. The transcript has a single exon. The record is from RefSeq and is a predicted model, not a curated record. Bases 1 to 300 code for a protein of 99 amino acids.